AUGAAACAAUUAGUGUGGUUAGUUCUCCUCAUUAUAAUUAACGGCUCCCUUAGCUCCGCUCAUCACGAAUAUCGUGAAGUAGCAGAGGAGUGCGUCGAAUACUUGAAGAUAUGCCCCAGCCGGCUGGAGCAAUACCUUAGCUUUGUGUUCCCAGAGGAUCGGGACACAAUGUGCUUCAUUAGGUGCGUUGCCAGUAAGUUCCAGGUGUGGAGCGACAAGGACGGACUGAAUUGGUCACUUCUGGAGGCCCGGUUAGGUCCGUCGGUACAAGAACACACGGAUGACUGCGUCUGUCGGAAGCUGGAGCGCGUCGACCCGUACGAUCACUGUCCACGAGCUUACUACGCCUGUCGAUGCCUGCGGGACUAUCUGCCGAAAAUAUUCCACUUCCAUGGGCACAGAUUUCCGAAACACGAACAUGCGAUGCACGAACACAGAUGCCACAAAUGUUCGGGUGAGUGCAAGCACGGAUGCAGCAGAUUCCAUUCGCAUGAACCGAAAGGUCCAGGGUGUCACAGCUGCAGCAACAGUUUCAAGCCCUUGACGAUAACCGAAAUGAUGCACAAGCUGGUGGGGUGUGCCAAGAAAUGUAAACUCCACUCGCUGAACCUGUGCGAUCGGAGCACCGAUCCGGUGGUGGACACUCCCGAGUUCGAGUGCACCGUUUACUGCGCCGGGAUCUGCACCGGCGUAUACAGCGAGCAGAAAGGCAUCCUGAUGGAUAACUUGUACGCGCAGCUGGGCCAAUGCGAGACGCGGGAAUCGUUCGAUUAUCGGUUGGAACUGUGCUACAGCCGAAAUGCCCAGCCGGAGGGUACCAGUCCGCAGUCGGUGGUGUAUAAGCAAUAUCUCAAGUGUUUGCGGGGCGAUUACGAGCGAUUCUUCAGCAGUCACCGGGAGGAGAUGCUGCUGUUCCCGGGAGUUGCGAAGUAUUGUCAUUGA
Messenger RNA from Armigeres subalbatus, 942 nucleotides. RefSeq lists its product as uncharacterized. Lineage: Eukaryota; Metazoa; Arthropoda; Insecta; Diptera; Culicidae. Gene Ontology annotation, molecular function: odorant binding. The record is from RefSeq and is a predicted model, not a curated record. The transcript has a single exon. Bases 1 to 942 code for a protein of 313 amino acids. Gene Ontology annotation, biological process: sensory perception of smell.